AUGUAUUCAAAUAAUGAUCCUCUGACCAUUAACCUUUUGAGGUUACUAAAUAUAAAAGACUGUGAUUAUCAUAAAUCUCCUGAUAAAAGGAAUGGAACUCAACGAUUCCAAAUAGUGAUUGCGCCACCAGCGGUGUAUCUCGACCAGACUCGUCAGUCAGUCCGCAAGGAAAUCGGUGUGGCUGCGCAAAACGCGUACAAUGCAACUAGUGGAGCUUAUACGGGGGAGAUCAGCCCCGAAAUGUUAAAAGAUAUUGAUAUCGAAUGGGUAAUCUUGGGUCACUCUGAACGUCGAGAAAUUUUUAAGGAAUCCGACGAAUUUGUCGCUUCAAAAGUCGCGCAUGCCCUGAAAGCAGGGCUGAAGGUUAUUGCCUGUAUUGGCGAAAAGCUCGAAGAGCGCGAAAGUGGGACCACAACCGAUGUCUUGAGAAGGCAGCUUUCUGCGAUCUCCAAUAAAGUCACUGAUUGGACAAAUGUUGUGAUCGCGUAUGAGCCGGUUUGGGCUAUUGGCACAGGAAAGGUUGCAACGCCUCAACAGGAAGCCCACGAGUUUAUUCGAAAGUGGUUAAAGGAAAAUGUAUCCGAAGAGACGGCUCAAAAAACGCGUAUCAUUUACGGAGGGUCUGUUAACGCCAAAAACGCGCCAGAACUUGGAAAACAACCGGAUGUUGAUGGAUUCCUCGUGGGUGGUGCUUCAUUAAAACCGGAAUUUGUCACCAUCAUUAAUUGUCCGCUGGAAUCUUUGAUGAAAGAUUCCAACGAUUCUAAUUUUAGCGGCCACUUCUCGAAUGAGUACCGUAAUGAACGAUUCGUCUCUUGUAUGGAAAAGUCAGAAGAGGUCACGGCGAUUGAAGAAACGUGA
Acaulospora colombiana is the source of this 861-nucleotide messenger RNA. NCBI's taxonomy places the organism in Eukaryota, Fungi, Glomeromycota, Glomeromycetes, Diversisporales, Acaulosporaceae. The record is from the annotation of a GenBank genome assembly.